This is a messenger RNA of Westerdykella ornata, 566 nucleotides long. RefSeq lists its product as uncharacterized. Bases 169 to 474 code for a protein of 101 amino acids. The record is from RefSeq and is a predicted model, not a curated record. NCBI's taxonomy places the organism in Eukaryota, Fungi, Ascomycota, Dothideomycetes, Pleosporales, Sporormiaceae. The transcript has a single exon.
UCCGGAUUUGGGGAGGGCAGCAACUGGCCUCCCAAGGAUUGGAUGGAAGGUGGGGAGGCUGGGAGGGAUUGGUUCUGCUUUGUGUUUUGGCCAACACCGCCGAGCCUUUGGUUUGGACAGUCCAUUACCUGCUUUGAUUGCCCUGGGGCAUAAUCCACACUUACGUUGAUGCCUCAUGUACCGUACUCCGUUGGCUCUAUAUCCGUUGGGGGGUAUUGUAAAGUAUUGCUGUGCACGGCCAUUGGAAUAGACGCUUCUGGAACGAGACCAUUGAGAACUGGCUUUGAGAGACGUUUAUUUGGAUGGCAGAUGAGUCGCUGGGGAGACGGUACAUUUGCAACACGCAGAGAGAUCUGCGCCCGUGGAGGCGUUUUGCUUAGUUUCUCUCUGGUUGUUCUCACCGAUUUUGCUUUUGUUUUUCUUGUUCGAUUGAAAGCGUUUUGUGGCGCUACGAAAAACUGGCGUGGAGAAUAGAUUUUUCUUCGGAUACAUUAUGAAAUUCUGGCAAGGGAGUGCGAUGAAAUAAAUGGAAAUGAGAUGGAAUGGUAUGUGACGAGAGUGAACCA